CCUCCCCCUCCUCUCCCCAAUCUCACAAAAUCCCCAAACCAUGCUCACCAAACUAGCCCAAAAGCUCAGCGACAUAGACCUCUACUUCCUCCGCUCCACCGCUGGCGAACUCUUCCUCACCUUCCUCUUCGUCUUCACCACCGUCGGCGCCGCCCUGGCCUCCGAGACUAUACAAAGGCCUAAUUCAAAGAGUUCGCGCCACGGGAUUCGAACCCCUGACCCGAGAGACUUACACAAGAGUGUGCGCGAGCGCGAGCGUGACCUGACUCAUUGGUGCGACCUCUUAUGUAAGUCCCUCGAGUCGGGGGAAAUUCCGGUACAUGCGCUUGGAUCAGGCGUAGGAUCCUUCCAAGGGUUAGGAAUGGAAAUGAUUCUGACUUUCUCUCUCCUCUUCACAAUAUACGCCACGAUGGUUGAGCCCGGAGAGCAUAUGGGCCCCGGAUCCGGCCCACUGAUUGUUGGUCUUAUAGUCGGUGCAAAUACCCUUUCAGGUGGGGUUUUUACCGGGGCCUCAAUGAACCCUGCUCGCUCAUUUGGGCCGGCUUUAGUCACCUGGAAUUGGAUCAACCACUGGAUCUAUUGGGCUGGGCCUAUUUUCGGUGGUGUUCUUGCUGGAUUUAUUUAUGAGCGGUUCGGUUCUUAUUUACAAGGCCGUCAUAUGCUCCGCUUUCUGAUGGAGUCGAAGGAGUUUGAAGGAGUUUGUUUUAAUGGAUUAGCUGUCUUUUUCAUUUUAUUUUUUUUAGAAUUUAAAGGAAUUACUAUUUGUGCACAUAUUUGUAUAUAUUUUUAA
Phalaenopsis equestris is the source of this 790-nucleotide messenger RNA. RefSeq names its product aquaporin TIP4-4-like. The record is from RefSeq and is a predicted model, not a curated record. Bases 41 to 790 code for a protein of 249 amino acids. The transcript is spliced from 3 exons. NCBI's taxonomy places the organism in Eukaryota, Viridiplantae, Streptophyta, Magnoliopsida, Asparagales, Orchidaceae. Gene Ontology annotation, molecular function: water channel activity. Gene Ontology annotation, biological process: water transport; transmembrane transport. Gene Ontology annotation, cellular component: membrane.